Molecule: messenger RNA, 1166 nt
Organism: Corticium candelabrum
Lineage: Eukaryota; Metazoa; Porifera; Homoscleromorpha; Homosclerophorida; Plakinidae
Exons: 5
Coding region: 1-924 (307 amino acids)
Source: RefSeq, a predicted model, not a curated record
AUGCAUUUACUUCUUGCUGCUAAGAUCAGCGAAGAAAUGGUUAGGAGAGCUGAAGUUGUCUUGAACGACUUCUAUUAUGAAGCUCAAGACAUUUAUGGUUUUUACACUGAUCUAUAUCCAUGCAGGAGAGAACUCUGCGGUCUCAACGUCCACAAUCUUUGUCACCUCCCCGACCAAGUGAGAAACUGGGGACCGUUGUGGACCCAUUCAUGCUUUAAUUUUGAGGAUUUGAAUGGAUGGAUCAAGACGUUCUGCCACGGAACAGGAGACGUGUGUCAUCAGAUUGUGAGAGGAAUGUCGACGUGGCAGGCGAACGUAAGAGAUUGUGUAGCAGAUUCGUGUGACGAUACUGCGUCAAACGCAUUUAUUCAAGACAUGAUGACGUCCCUCCCCUAUUCGAAAUUGCAUACGCGACUUUUGCAGUCUAGAACCAAAAAUUGCAACAUUUUUCCACCAUGCAAGCCCGCAAUUUUGAGCAGCAACCUGUACGAUGCAGUAAAAGAGUUAGAUUCCAAUUGUGGAGAGCUAGAGGAAGUGUCUCGCAUCUUACAUAACGGUGAAGUCUUUUACGCUGUCACCUCCGAGAGGCACAUCAAGAGAGAACCCUUUGUCGUCUUACUUCGCAGUUCGUCUGUUGCUAUCAUAAAGAAAUUCCUUUAUUCUAGACAGACCAACAGAGUGUACGUAGUCGUAGAUGACUUUCAAAAGAUGAUGUCGCUAUUUCGUGACCGACUGCCGAUGCUAACGAAGAUCAAGAAAAACAGCCAGGCGAACGAGAGAUCUUACAUUGUCAGAACAGAAGAUGUGAUAGAGAAAGUCAUUUACACGAACACCAUCCCUACCGAAACAUAUGCCUACAUUACUCAACAGCCAAACCAUUUUGAGAAAUUAUUGACUGCCUGUUGUGUACAUGCAGACGGAUAAAUUAGCAAAGACAGUCGCGGAGGCUUUCUUUCUGGUCUAUAGAAGAUUACAGAAAUUUAGAGAGAAGAGACAAGUAUAGAUCGUGACUCUUGAUCAUCAAAUGCACAAUUUCAUUGAUAUCUUCCAGUAUAGUCUUGACUUGUCGUUCCAAUUCUCGACAAUACUGUAUACGUACCUGUGUACGUAUGGAAAUAAGUCUGAUAUUGAAGCAUAACUGUAUUUGAAUACAGGUUAAUUGAAAA